Messenger RNA from Oryza brachyantha (malo sina), 638 nucleotides. RefSeq lists its product as uncharacterized. The transcript has 2 exons. Bases 1 to 324 code for a protein of 107 amino acids. The record is from RefSeq and is a predicted model, not a curated record. NCBI's taxonomy places the organism in Eukaryota, Viridiplantae, Streptophyta, Magnoliopsida, Poales, Poaceae.
AUGGGGUCAAAUGAAGCUCUUGAAAAACCUGCUGACAUGGCUGAAAGUGAUCUUGGUCCUCUUGAUGGGACUAUUGGGGAUGGUAUUGCUGGAGCUAUGGCUGGUCCUGAAUAUGGCACCGCUGCUCAAGGAAGUGGAGUUGGGCCUGCUGGUGACGGAUUUGUUCCCACGAAUGACCUCACAAGAGGAGGAUCUUCCUUAGAUAGGAAGAGAAAGAGAACCCAUGCUGUUGACGAAGGUGAGGCUGCUCUCAUCACCAACAUGACAGAAUCUGUGCGUGAGGUGGCUGCAGCAAUACGUGCUACUGCUUAUACGGAGGUCUGAACCUUCUGGACUAUAGUUGUGACCUUAGGGUGUGAAACAAUCUGAACAGAUUCUUCGGUAUGCUGCCACAGAUGCACUGAGAUUUGAAUCAUCAAUUGCCUAUUAGUUGUAAUAGCUCUUCUUUUAGAAUUAUGCAGGAACUGUUAUGUUGCGUCAAAAAUUUUAUAUAUACAUUCCAAACAGCCCCUCACUGAUAACAUUGGGACAUGCAGCUAGUCAAUUUUAAUAAAUUUGGUGUGUCAACACAGUAGAUGAGGAGAGCGCAGCAGUGGUUAUGGUGAUAUUUGUAUUUCAAGCCAAAAUCUGAUUUUAAU